Molecule: messenger RNA, 8853 nt
Organism: Paramecium tetraurelia
Lineage: Eukaryota; Ciliophora; Oligohymenophorea; Peniculida; Parameciidae
Exons: 7
Biological process (GO): RNA processing
Molecular function (GO): protein binding
Source: RefSeq, a predicted model, not a curated record
AUGAUGGAAGCUACUCUUAAGCUGUAAAGUUUUUAUUCAUAAUAGAUCGAACUCUUGGAAGCAAUAAUUGAAAAUGACAAUUAAAACAUUGAAGCCUAUAACUUAUUAGCCUAUGCUAUAAAAAACGAUUUAGAGAAUACGACUGAUGCAUAUAUGCGUAGUUUAGAAAUCAUGCACAGAGCAUUAGAAAUUUUGCCAAAUAACACACUUACACUGUUCAAUAUGGCUUCUACUUAUUAUGAGAUGCAAGAUUUUCCCUAAGCUAUAAAUUACUACUAACAACUCAUUUAAAUCAAUAAGGUUAAUGACUAUCGUGCUUUUUUUAACUUAGCUAUGUGUUAUGAAAAAGCUGGGGAAAACUAAUAAGCUUUGGAAAUGUAUCAGCAAUCCAUUCGAAGCAAUCCGAAUUUCUCGAGUGCUGUUAUAAAUUAUUCAAAUUUGUUAAUGCAAAUGGGUAAGCAAGCUCAAGCUAGAUACACUUUAGAAAACUAUCUAAAAAAUAAUAAAGGUGAUAUGAGAGCCUUGAACAAUCUAAAUAUCAUUUUAGCUGAAAAAUAAAUAGAUUAAAAGGUUGAAGAAAAUUUUAAAAAAAUUAAUCAGAGUGGGGCCAUAACAAGUGUGUAUAAUAAUGGUGUGUUUUUAUCAAAAUAAGGAAAACUCUAAGAAGCCUUAUAAAUUUUCAAAUAGCUCGUAGAUAAGCUCAAAGAUGAAGUGGAAGAACCACUUUUGCUAUUAUCCCAUGUAAAUCAAGGAGUAUUGUUCGAAAAGCUGAAUGAUUUUGAUGCCGCAAUCUAGAAGUAUAACUAUAUUUUAGAUAAGUUUUCUAAAGAAAUAAACAGCGAAGAGUUUUUAUAGAGAAUAGCAGAAUUGAAAUAAAAAGAAAAAGAAAGAUAAAAACUAUUUCCUCCAAAAAUUAUGAGCAAAACCUAAACAUAAUGGAAGUAACCACAAUAGCAACAAUAACAAGCUUAAGCUAAAAUAAACAAUUUAAUGAAACAAUCACCUGAUAAAUAUAAGUAAUAAUAGCCAGCCUUAGUUCCUAUUAACAAUAACAAUAAUAAAAAAUAAUAAUAACUUGUUCAGGUUUAAAAAUAGCCCUAAUAAUUAAUUUAAAGUUAACCCCAUCCUUUUAGCUAACAACAACAAAGAUAAAAUUAACAAUAAUAAUAGCAAUUUCCUCAAUAGCCACGAAAACCAUCAGGAACUAAAAUUAUAUCCAAUCAACAAAGCAUACAAAGUGAUAAGAUUUCAUCUUAAUAAUAAUUUGAUGAACAUCAAUCAAGCAUUGAACAGAUAUCAAUGGUGUAACCUGUAGAUACUGGAUAAAGAUUUGUGAAGGUAAGUUCUUUAAAGCUUGAACAAUAAAAAAAUCAUUCAGGAGAUAAUUCACAGCAUCAGAAGUUUCAUGAAGAAAGUAGUAACGAAAUGAAUAAUGAAAUUCCAAACUAAUAAAGAACAAAGACAGAAGAAUAAGGAAAAGCUAAAAAUUAAUUUAAAGAAAAAUUUGGUUUUUCGGAAUCGCACCCUGAUCAAGAACCUUAAUAACCCAAAGAAUAAUUUACAUUCUAAGGAAAUUCAGAUCCCUAUAGACUAUCUUCAAUUAAGGAGAGAUCUAUGGAAAUCGGAGAAUCAUAAAGAGUUAAGACUGAUAAAUAAAAAACUCAAGACAAGAAUUAGAAGACUAUUAUUGAUGAAGUUAAUGAAGGUACUAAACAACAGAGUUCAAAAGUUUCUUUGGAUUUACAAAACAAAGAGUUAGUAGUUGAAGUAGAGGAAAACUAAGUUACUUUUAAACCAAAAGAAGUUGAAAAAUAAGGAGCCUCUCUCGAACAGCAGUAAAUGAAGAGCUAAAAGAAACCGAUUAUUUAACAAAAUUAUAAAGAGUCGAUAUAAAAAUAGAAAGAUGAUGAUAUAGAAAAACCUAUUGAUGAAUCAUCUUAAAAUUAAGCUAAUGAUAACACGAUUUCUAAAAUACCAAAUACAGAUUCUCAACAAUAAUUCAAAGAUAAAAAUAAUAAAUAAAUUUAAAUCGCCAAUUUAGACAAUAAACAAUCAUAAAAAGAGCAAACAUAAUCUAUUUCAUAAAAAGAACCUCAAAAAAUAGAAAAUCCUUAAAAUUAACAAAAUAAUUAAUAGAAAUAGAAAGUUAACAAUUUAUAAUAGAAUAAAUCAUCUGAUUAAAAUAACCUAGAAAAUAAAAAAGAUCUAUUGUAAAACUAGCAAGAGAACAAUUAAGUUUAAAAAAUUGAAACAACCUAAGAUGGUAAUAAAAAUUAAUUUUUAAGAAAAUAAAAUACUAAUUAAUAAUAAGAUAAAGAUUAGCAAUAAGAGACAUAAUAAGAACAUUAAAUAUAAAAGGAUGGCUAAUAGAAUAAAUUAGUAGAGGAAGAAAAAGAGAAAGAUAGAUAACUUGAAUUAUAAAGGUAAUAAGAAAAACAGUAAGCUGAACAAUAGAAAAGAUUAGAAGAGGAAUAAAAGGAAUAAGAGAAAAAAGAUAGAUAAUUAGAAUUGUAAAAGGAUUAAGAAAGAUAAUAAGCUGAAUAAUAGAACAAAUUAGAAGAAGAAUAAAAAGAGAAAGAAAGGUAGCUAGAGUUAUAAAAAGAAUAAUAAAGACAAUAAGCUGAAUAAUAGAAGAAAUUAGAUGAAGAAUAAAAAGAGAAAGAAAGAUAAUUAUAAUUGUAAAAAGAAUAAGAAAGACAAUAAGCUGAAUAAUAGAAGAAAUUAGAAGAGGAGUAAAAAGAGAAAGAAAGGUAGCUUGAAUUAUAAAAAGAAUAAGAACGAUAAUAAGCAGAAUAAUAGAAAAAACUAGAAGAAGAAUAAAAGGAGAAAGAAAGAUAAUUAGAAUUAUAAAAACAAUAAGAACAACAAUAAGCUGAACAAUAGAAGAAAUUAGAAGAUGAAUAAAAAGAAAAGAAUAGGUAACUUGAAUUAUAAAAGGAAUAAGAAAGAUAAUAAGCAGAAUAAUAGAAGAAACUAGAAGAAGAAUAAAAGGAGAAAGAAAGAUAAUUAGAAUUGUAAAAGGAAUAAGAAAGACAAUAGGCAGAACAGUAAAAGAAAAUAGAAGAAGAAUAAAAGGAAUAGGAAAGGUAAUUAGAAAUAUAGAAAGAAUAAGAAAGGUAAUAAGCUGAACAAUAGAAGAAAUUAGACGAAGAAUAAAAAGAAAAAGAAAGAUAAUUAGAAUUAUAGAAAGAAUAAGAAAGAUAAUAAGUAGAAUAAUAGAAAAAACUAGAAGAGGAGUAAAAGGAAAAGGAAAGGAAAUUAGAAUAAUAGAAAGAGUAAGAAAAAUAAUAGGCUGAAUAAAAGAAGAAAUUGGAAGAGGAAGAAAAAGAAAGAUAACUUGAAAUGUAGAAAGAACAAGAAAGGUAAUAGGCUGAACAAUAGAAGAAGUUGGAAGAAGAAUAAAAAGAGAAAGAAAGGUAAUUAGAAUUGUAAAAAGGAUAAGAAUUACAAUAGGUAGAAUAAUAAAAGAAAAUAGAUGAAGAAUAAAAAGAAAAGGAAAGGUCACUUGGAUUAUAAAAGGAAUAAGAAAACUAGUAGGCAGAAUAAUAGAAAUUAUUAGAAGAAGAGAAUAAGGAAAAGGAAAGAUAACUUUAACUAUAAAAGGAAUAAGAGCCACAAUAAGCUGAAUAAUAGAAGAAACUAGAGGAGGAGCAAAAAGAAAAGGAAAGAUAAUUAGAAUAACAGAAAGAAUAAGAUAGAUAAAAAGUUGAAUAGUCGAAGAAAUUGGAAGAGGAAUAAAAGGAAAAGGAAAGGUAAAUAGAAUUGUAGAAAGUAUAAGAAAAUUAAUAGACUGAACAAUAGAAGAGAUUGGAAGAAGAAUAAAAAGAGAAGGAAAGAUAAUUAUAAUUAUAAAGAGAAUAAGAACAACAAGCUGAACAGUAGAAGAAAUUAGAAGAAGAAUAAUAGGAAAAAGAAAGAUAACUUGAAUUAUAAAAAUAAUAAGCUGAAUAAUAGAAGAAAUAAGAAGAAGAAUAAAAAGAGAAAGAAAGGUAGCUAGAGUUAUAAAAAGAAUAAGACAGAUAAUAAGCAGAAGAAUAAAAGAAAAUAGAAGAGGAGUAAAAGGCAAAGGAAUUGUAAUUAGAAUAAUAGAAAGAAUAAGAAAGAUAAUAAGCUGAACAAUAAAAAAAAUUGGAAGAAGAAUAACAAGAAAAGGAGAGAUAACUUGAAUUAUAAAAAGAAUAAGAAAAAUAAUAAGCAGAAUAAUAGAAGAGAUUGGAAGAAGAAUAAAAAGAGAAGGAAAGAUAAUUAGAAUUAUAAAAAGAAUAAGAACGACAAUAAGCCGAAUAAUAGAAGAAAUUAGAAGAAGAAUAAAAAGAGAAAGAAAGGUAGCUUGAAUUAUAAAAAGAAUAAGAAAGAUAAUAAGCUGAACAAUAGAAGAAAUUGGAAGAGGAAUAAAAAGAAAAGGAGAGAUAACUAGAAUUAUAAAAAGAAUAAGAAAGACAAUUAGCUGAACAAUAGAAAAAAUUAGAAGAGGAGUAAAAGGAAAAGGAAAGAUAGUUAGAAUUAUAAAAAGAAUAAGAAAGAUAAUAAGCUGAAUAAUAGAAGAAAUUAGAAGAAGAGUAAAAAGAGAAAGAAAGGUAGCUUGAAUUAUAAAAAGAAUAAGAACGAUAAUAAGCAGAAUAAUAGAAAAAACUAGAAGAAGAAUAAAAGGAGAAAGAAAGAUAAUUAGAAUUAUAAAAACAAUAAGAACAACAAUAAGCUGAACAGUAGAAGAAACUUGAAGAAGAAUAAAAGGAAAAGGAAAGAUAACUUGAAUUAUAAAAAGAAUAAGAAAGACAACAAGUUGAACAAUAAAAAAAAUUAGAAGAAGAUUAAAAAGAAAAAGAAAGAUAGCUAGAAUUGUAAAAGGAAUAAGAAAAACAAUAGGCAGAAUAAUAGCAAAUAGACUAAUAAUAAUAAUAAAAAGAAAUUGUUAUUAAUUAAGACUAACUACAGUAACCAUAGCAUAAUGCAGAACCAUAAUCUCAUCCAGUAUCUCUAUAAUAAUCUUAAUUAAUAGAUUAGAAUGCUUAAAAUUAAAAUAAUAAUAAUAACAAUUCUUUAAAGCAAUAAACAUUUGGUGAUUUAUCUAAAAUCGAUUAGGAACCUGGAAAAUCUCCCAGCGAAAUACAAAAAUCUGAAAGUUAACAUUCAAGAAAAUUUGUUUAAGAACCCAGUAUCAUGAUUAAAACUCCUCCAAAAUAAUAACAAAAAACAUUCGAAACAUUUAACGAAGAAAAAGUAGUUUAAGCAGAAUAAAUAGCUUCUCCAAAGGAAGUAAAAAUUGGAAAUGAUAUUCCUUAAUAUAAUUAAACUGGAACUUUUGUUGGUUUAUCUGAGCAAUAAAUACCUGACACUCGUCGUAAAGAAGGAUCAGAUAAUUAAUCUUAAGGUGAAUAGCAAUAAGAAAUAAAGCAAUAAAAUGAUUAAAAAACUGAUAAAACAGUAUCUAGAUCAUCAAUUUAAAAAGUUAAUUCAAGACCACCAUCUUCCAAAGGUUAAGAAAAGAAAGCUCCCUUGACAUUAGAAUAAUAAUAAUAGUAGGAAUCUGCUUAAACUAAUAGAUCAGAAUAACCUCAUGAUAAAGAGAAAACACAAUCAAAGGAGAUAAUAUAAUAAGAGUAAAAUGAAAGUCAAUCAUAAAAGCCUUAGUCACAAUCUGGAAUAAGAUCUAUUAAGAGUGCAGGAAAAAGGGGUGAGAAAACAAAUCCAGAAUAGCCUUCUUAAAAAGAAGGAGAUAAUACCUAAUAACCUGAUUAAACUAAUUCAGUAAAGAAAUCUAAUAAAAUUACUCCUAAAAUAUAAUCAAGACCUUUAUCUGGAGCAAAUUAGCCAAUUGAGUUAAGUAGACCAAAUUCGACAAAAAACUCAGUUAAAAAAAUUACCAUUGAAUAACAAUAGAUGAAACAAGAAUAAUCUAACCAAUAAGAUAAUAAGCCCCCAGAACUUACAGAAUCUUAAUUAUCUAUAGAAGAUGCAAAAAGACUAACUUAAACAAUGUCUUAGUAAGAUCUGCCAGUAAAGUAAUUGUAAGAAACAGCAUCUCAUCCCUAACUGUAAUAAUAAGCAAAUCCUCAAACCUAGAACUAAUAACAGAGUUCAAAAAACAAUUCAAGAAUUUAAUCAGGAAAAUCGUUAUAAAAGUCUGAUCGCACUCAAAAAAAAGUAGAAUAGCCAAAUCAAGAUUCUACUUAAUAAUUGGAAAAAGAUUAAUAGCCACAAACUAAAAGUGAGGAUCAAAAUAAAGAAAUUAAAGAUUCAAACACAAUUAAAUCAGAAGGAAAAAGCAAAGGUGGGUCAAAUAAAUCUUCUAAUGCAUAAUAAUAACCAAUUUAGAAUGAAGAAAGUAAACCUUAAAGUGCUAAAGAUAAACAAAAACCAGUGACUAAAGAGUAGCAAUAACCUGUAUAAAAUUAAGAUGAACAAGUCUUUCGUUAAUAGCAAACAAUAGAGUAGAUUAAAGAUAAGGCAAAUCAGGAAGACAUUCCAUAAAUUAAAGUUCAAAGUCCUCAUAGUUCUAUGAAGGGAAGCCAAGAUAUGAAUUAGCUUGAAGCUUCUUUACAUAAAGAUGAUUAAGUGGUAGAAUAAGAAUAAGAGUAAGUAGUAGAGCAAAAUUAGGAUAUUCAAGAGGUCAGAUCUUCAAAUUAACAAGAUUAGGAAUAAGCAAAUGAAAAUGCUAUUUAAUAAAAUAAUGAAUAAGAAAAAUAAGAACAAAAUAAUGAUUAGGAUGUAAAAGGUCCAAAAUCAGAAUAAAAUGGUUAAGAAGAACAGGAAGGAAUGAAGUCUUCUGAUAGUAAUAGGUCGUAAAAAACUAAUAAAGAUGGUGGUUAGGAUGAAGUUUUGGAAAAACCUGCUGAAGUUUUAUUAGUCCCAGAAAGUCGACCCAAGACAUUGGUUUAUUAAAAUUCGAGUAGCCUUGAAUCUUAACCUCAAUAAGAGUUGCAAUCGUAGACAAAGCUGGGUCAUAGCGAUACACAAUAAUUUGCUGAAACACAAAAGAAGAUUGCAAAAGUUAUUAGAUACCCUGAAAACUUUGAGGAUUGGACUAUAGAAGAUUGUUUAAGAAGACUAGAAGAAGAUCCUAAUGAUAUCUUUCCUAUGUUCAGAUUGGCUAUACUUUAUACAGAUGAUUUAGAAAAGGCCAAGGAAUACCUUUUAAAAGUGACUGAAAUGGACCCAUUAUUUGAGGUUGAAAAAGUAAAUUGGGCUUUAGGAACAAUUUUCGUCUCAGAAAAAGAAUGGAAAAGAGCUCUACAUCACUUCAGAAUAGGCUAUCAAUAUAGUUAAGAUAGAGCUAAAUCAUAUUUAGAAAUAGCCAGAUGUUAUUAAAAAUUGGGGGAGUUUGAGAAAGCAGAAAGAACAUAUAGAAGAGCCAUUGAUGCCAAUAAUAAAGAUUAUCUGCCUUAUUAUAAGUUGGGAUGGAUGCAAAUAAAGAAUAAGUAAUUAAAGGAAGGAAUAGAUAAUUUAUCAAAAGCAUAAACCCUUGAUUAUUAAAAUAUGGACAUCAUUAUAAAAUUAGGAGAAUCUUUAAUGAUUUAUGAUGAAGAUCCUACAGCUGUAGAUGAGGCUGUUAUUGUAUUACAUAAAGGAAUGAUAGUAGAUCCAUUAAAUUAUGAAUGCACUAAUGCGCUGGCUAGAGCAUAUGAAAAGAAGGGAGACUUAGUCAAUGCUAUUAAAUAUGGAAAGUUAGCAACAGAAUAGCCAAAUUCAAAUUCAAACUCACAUUAUUUUUUAGGAACUUUAUAUAUGAAGAAGAAGGAUUUCAAAAGUGCUGCCGAAUCAUUUAGAACUUUAUUGAGAAUAAAUAACGAGCACCCGGAGGCUCUAAUUGAAUAUGCAACUAUUUCAAGCAUAUAAGGUAAUUUCGAAAAAGCAAAAAAAUACUUGAAACAUGCAUUAAAAUCAAGUCCAAAUAACCCAGUUGCAAAUAUGAGAUUAGGUAGAAUUUAUUAAACGAAAUUAAAUGAAUUAAACUCAGCAAUUGAAUGCUUUGCAAAGGUUUCUAGAGUAGAUCCAACAAAUUAUAAAGCUUAUUAUUAUAUGGGUUAAUGUUAUAUUUAGAAAGGAGAGCUAAAUAAAGGAAUUGAAAAUAUGAAUAUGUCUUUAAAGCACAAUCAAUCUUUUGGACUGGCUUGGAAAGCUGUUGGUAAUAUUAUGUAUGAGAAGAAUCAGCCAGCUAAAGCUCUAAGAUAUUUCUAAAAAGCCAUUGAUUCAGAUAAAAAUGAUAUGGAAGCUAAGAUUGGGUUGGGAAAUUGUUAUUAUUUACAGGAACAAUUUGAAUAAGCUAUUUAGAUUUAUGAAGAAAUAAGUCAUUUGGAUCAAAAUGAAGAAUUAGAAUACAAUAUGGCAAAUUGUUAUUAUAUGAAAAAUGAUUUUGAGGAAGCGGUAUUGCAUUAUUAGAAAGCAUUAAGCAUAAAUCCUGAUAAAAUAGAAUGUUAUUAUAAUUUAGGAAAUACAUAUUGUAUUAUGGAAAAAUUCGAAGAAGCCUUAGAAUGCUUUGAGAGAGUGGUAAAGGAUGAUCCUAAACAUUCAGCAGCCUUCUAUAAUUAUGCAAAUACAUUCUUUGUUUUAUAAGAUUAUGAAAAUGCAGCUAAAUACUUUGAAAAGGCUGUUGAGUUAUAGCCUGAAAAUGUUGAUUGGAGGAAUUACGUAGCUUAAUUAUAUAUAGAGAAGGGUGAUCUUAAUGCAGCAAAAAGACAUUUAGAUGAAAGCAUGAGAUUGUAGCCUAGGAAUCCUGACACCUUAGUUAGAUAUGCAAAUUACUAUUAUCAAAUAGGAAACUACAAAGAGGCUAUUUAAAAAGCAAAAUAAACCUUGGCAUUAGAUGAAGCAAAUGAUGAAGCUAAAUCAUUAAUUAGAGAACUUACUAAAUGA